AUGUCUGCUACGAAACGCAAAUCUGACGUCAUGGACGUCACGCCUACGGGCAGUCCUACUAAAAAGAUGCGCUUGACGCAGCACCAGAAGCAAGCGCUGAUGGACAAUCUACAACUUGAAAUUACUGAGCGGGCCCGUAAGCUCCGUGCUCAAUAUGCCCUUCAGGCAAAUGACCUACGGGCGCGGAUUGAACGACGCGUCAAUCGGAUCCCAGUCUCACUACGCAAGGCCAACAUCGGCGAGCUGCUUGAAAAGCACAGUGCCGCCGCAAACAAACAGCAGGUUGUGUCGCCUUCUCGAAAAUACUCUCCCAUCAAGACUUCGCGUAAUAUCGCAAGCGUCUCCGUAGACCCAGAAACUUCUACCACGCACGAAGGUAGAGCUCGGAGGGGAAGCCACGAUGGGCACUUCUCUGACAAAGAGAAUGCCCCUGCCGGUCGUGAGUCCGAACUCAAGAACCCAAAGCGUCGCGUGAAGCCAGCCGGACAAGGCGGGGCCUCGCGCGUGGCGUCCCAGGAAGUACGGGGCAAUGAGAACCGGAUUCUGUCUCCCAAGUCUAACAAUUCCCGAACCUACCCUCAUUCGCCCUUUCGUGCAUCCCCCGAGAAGGGCCAACCCUCAUAUCUGGCGCGCCCUACCUCACCACUAAAACCUUCCAGUCCGUUGCGAUCACGCGGCCACACUGUGUCUUCAGUGAAGGAUCAGCGGCCUCCUUCGCAGACUCAGAGGACUGCUAACCGUGCUGCUACAGGACCCAAGACUACUCGGUCACCUUUGCCGCGCCCGGCGACCCGACAGGGCGAGCGCAAGAAUAGCACAGGGUCCACUGCAUCUUCGGGUACAACAGUAACCAAGUCUACACGGACUGGUACUGGGGCGAGAAAGGCCACGACAGCAUCCGCUGCGGCUGCCACCAAGAGGCCAGCUUCUCGUUUACAGGCUACCUCAAUGGCUGUCAAGAAUACCCCUACUACUGCUGCAAUGCGCAAGACUACCGCUCCGGCUGUGACUGAACCCGCAAAUCGGACUCGAGCACUGCGUAAGCGGAUUUAG
Messenger RNA from Penicillium vulpinum, 1053 nucleotides. RefSeq lists its product as uncharacterized. Gene Ontology annotation, cellular component: chromosome, centromeric region; chromosome passenger complex; spindle midzone. The transcript has 3 exons. The coding region runs from base 1 to 1053 and encodes 350 amino acids. The record is from RefSeq and is a predicted model, not a curated record. Lineage: Eukaryota; Fungi; Ascomycota; Eurotiomycetes; Eurotiales; Aspergillaceae. Gene Ontology annotation, biological process: mitotic sister chromatid segregation.